AAAAAAAACUCUCUCUCUUUUCCCAAAACAAAAAAAAAAAAAAAUGCAACCAUUUCCGUUAAUUUUCUCUCUCCUAACUCUCAACCUUUUCUUCUCACAACUUCUCCAACUCCAAGCACUCGAAACCUGCACUUCAUUUUCUUGCAACCAACGUGACCCGAUCCUUUUUCCAUUUUGGGUACCCAAAAACCAAACCUCUAGGUGCGGGUACCCGGGUUUCGAACUUUCUUGCAAUUCAUAUAGUCAAACCCUUCUUUCUCUCUCCUCUGACCCUCUCAUAGUACGUGGCAUAUCAUACCCUGACCAACUCUUAUGGGUAUCCGACCCGAAUCACUGCAUACCAAAACGGGUACUGAACCUAUCUCUCUCCUCUACCCCUUUUAGCUUCGGACCUUACAGUUCACCUUACACUUUCCUUAAUUGCUCCGGGUCUAAGAACCCGGCGCAACUUCCAAUGGGUAGUUCGGUAAUUUCGUGCUUGAGUGGGCCCAAUUAUACGGUGGUUGCUACUUAUGGUGGUGAAGCGGAGGAGAAGAUGGUUGUAAAAGGAGGAGAGUGGAGUUGUGAGAUUAUAAAAAGAGUAAACGCUGCGUUUUGGUGGAGAAAUAUGGGGUAUGGAAUUUAUCCUAGUGAUAUGAGUGAUGUGUAUGUGCAACUGAGUUGGGAUGUACCGAGUUGUGUUGAUUGUUUUAUGCGUGGUGGAUCUUGUGGGUUGGUUGGUGAUUCGGGCCUUCAAGUUGGCUGCUUUCUUCCGGCUUCUUCAGGUUUGCCAAAUAGUGCCAAAUACGGGUUAAUUCUAGGAGCUGGAAUACCAGGGCUUCUAUGCAUUGUUGGGUUAACAUUCUACAUCAGCAGCAGGAUCAGUGCUCGUAAUCAGAAUCGUCGUCCCACAAACACUGAAUCCUCUCCAUCAAUCUUCCCUCAACCAAUUAUCCUGACAUUAGGCCUCGAUGGACCUACCAUUGAAUCCUACCCGAAAACCAUACUAGGAGAAAGCAAGCGACUUCCAAAGCCAAGUGAUGGCACCUGCCCUAUAUGCUUGUCAGAUUAUCAGCCCAAGGAGACCUUGAGGUCAAUACCAGACUGUAAUCACUACUUCCAUGCUGACUGUAUAGAUGAAUGGCUCAGGAUGAAUGCUACAUGCCCCCUUUGCAGGAAUUCGCCUCCACAAUCCUCCGCGCUUGAUUCUUGCUAGCUCCUCUCCUCCCGUCCUUUAAAUCCAAUGUGAAUUGGAUUGUUCACUUUACUAUUGGUACUUGCGUUGGAUUCUCGACACUCCAAUAUGGGGGUAUGGUUACUUUAUCUUGGACCAAAGUCCUGGAAAAUUCUCAUGAAAUAACUGAGCCUGUCACUUAUCCGUGUCUAACAUGAGCAUAUUGGGUCCGAGUAACAUAGUAAUCAAGUCUCAAAUGUGUUGUCUGGAUCAUCACCAUUGAUUUAUUGUUGCUUGUAUAUAUACUAUAGUUUCAUUUUCUUUC
Messenger RNA from Beta vulgaris subsp. vulgaris (sugar beet), 1478 nucleotides. Its product is annotated as RING-H2 finger protein ATL22. The transcript is spliced from 2 exons. NCBI's taxonomy places the organism in Eukaryota, Viridiplantae, Streptophyta, Magnoliopsida, Caryophyllales, Amaranthaceae. The record is from RefSeq and is a predicted model, not a curated record. The coding region runs from base 44 to 1195 and encodes 383 amino acids. Gene Ontology annotation, molecular function: polysaccharide binding.